Molecule: messenger RNA, 4194 nt
Organism: Folsomia candida
Lineage: Eukaryota; Metazoa; Arthropoda; Collembola; Entomobryomorpha; Isotomidae
Product: neuropeptide CCHamide-1 receptor
Exons: 9
Coding region: 1340-3196 (618 amino acids)
Biological process (GO): G protein-coupled receptor signaling pathway
Cellular component (GO): membrane
Molecular function (GO): G protein-coupled peptide receptor activity
Source: RefSeq, a predicted model, not a curated record
CAACGGAUUACGUUGGCACCCGCCACGUGCAAAUACAACACAUAACAGAAACAUAAUGACAUUGAACAUAUUUCACCAAAACAACAGCAUCUCCCAUUGUGUUCUUUUUCCCCUUGACUCUGAAUUCAUAUUAAGAAAAAUCUCUCCCAUCCCAUCAUCAUUACAAUCUGCUCUGUCUGUCUGCAUCCAAAAAUAUAAAACAAAAUAAAACUCGGAGCUGCUGCACAUUAAGACGGGCAAAGUAAAAGUACGAAACAUUAUCAUCUCCUGUUACACAAAGUGAUGCAACGUAAUGUUUCUCUCUCUCUGCUAGGAUUUCUACUUGACACGAAGCUAAGCUAAGCCACAUCGUGUCUCUAAUCUCUGCUUCUUCUUCUCCGUUUAAUGACGCACAAUACAAGAGUCAAGAACAAGAACAAGUGAGUUCCUUGCUAACAAUGCGAGGAGGUUCUCUAACCCCUCCGAAGAAAUACGUACAGCAUCAACAUAACAUUAGCAUUCUCGUUCAUAAGUCAGAAAUUGGAUGGAUGUGAGAGUGAAAGAUGAGCAAAAAGUGUUCAUUCGACUCCGAGACGCCAAUCGAGACGGAACAGCGUUUCCCCGAUCCUAAAACUGAGAGUCAGCAGCCCAUUACUGCACACAAUACAAAUCGUCGUCCUCCUCUUUUACCAGCACCAACACCACCACCACCACCAUUACGACAUUACGAACAUUAGUGUCUCCCAGAGUAGACCUCCUGCCUCGCUCCUAAGACGCCGCCGCCUAAGAACCACGUCCACCUCCACCUCGGCAAACAAGGGGAUAAAGUAAAAUAGAAAAACCAAAAGUCAACAUCGUCGUCACAUCUGCAACCAUUUUGAGUUAAGUUAUUUCUUCCAUUGACAUUUACGAGGGAAGAGUUGAGACUUGGAGAAAGUUGGUGGGUUCCUUGGAGAAAGCGAGACUGCAGAAAAAAACAUGAUUUGGAGACACCAAGGCUUGAUCGACGUUCACAUUUUGUACAUCUGUCGAUCUUCUUCAGCCAGUCUCAAGUUUUGAGCCAAUAAAACAAAGCAGCAGAAGAAGAAUCGAAUUCGAGAAGAGCAGAGCCAACUUUCUUCACGGGCCAUUUACUUAUUUAGUUGGGUGGAAAUGCAAAUGAAUACAAAUUAAGAUCGAGGUAGGCACGCAGUGAUUUUUCCUUGACAAAGAAACAAAUCAGAUACGGAUCAUCAGCCAGAAACGAAAAAGGAAGCAGCGAACGCACCCGAGCGGAAUUAAUUACCCGGAAAUUGCAACAUGACCGGACAUACAAAUAAUACUCAGUAGAUAAUCAAUUUGGCCAAAAAAAUCGCUAAUUAUGGACGACGCCGUGCUGAUGGAAGACAUCCUGACGACCAAUGUGACGACCAGCCUCUCACCCACGCCGCCCUCAUUUGGGGACGAAUCUUCAUUUUCCACGAAAUUUGCCAACGACACUCUCGACUACGUUCCUUACUCGGCCCGUCCUGAAACGUACAUCGUGCCGAUCCUUUUCGCCAUAAUUUUUGUGAUUGGCGUCAUGGGAAAUGGAACCUUGAUUGGCAUCUUUGUCAAGCAUCGUACCAUGCGGAACGUUCCAAACAUCUUUAAAUACACGAUUGGGGAUAGGUACAUCGUAUCCUUGGCGGUCGGAGACUUGUUCGUCAUCCUGUUCUGCGUCCCUUUCACGUCCACCGUGUACACCGUGGAGUCCUGGCCGUAUGGCGAAUUCGUCUGCAAAUUCUCCGAGUUUAUUAAAGAUCUCUCCAUCGGGGUUUCCGUCUUCACGCUGACGGCGCUUUCGGCGGAUCGCUACUUUGCGAUUGUGGACCCCAUGAGGAAACUGCAUGGACGGAGGGCUACCAAAAUUACGUGUAUCACAAUUGCAGGAAUCUGGGUUUUAUCCGUGGUGAUGGCGUUACCCUCAGCCGUUUUCAGCUACGUGAUGGCAAUCGAUCAGGAUCCGAGACGGAUUUUUUAUGUUUGCUACCCGUUCCCACCGGAACUUGGAAAGAAAUACCCGCAGGUGAUGGUAAUGUCCCACUUUCUCGUGUACUACGCCAUCCCACUCCUCUUUAUUGGCACCUUCUACAUCAUCAUGGCUCGACAUUUGAUCCUCUCCACGAGAAAUAUGCCCGGCGAAGCGCAGGGUCAAGCGAAGCAGAUCCAGGCCCGAAAAAAGGUUGCAAAGAUGAUUCUCUCGUUUGUCGUGAUUUUCGCGAUUUGCUUCUUCCCGUCCCACUUGUUCCUCUUGUGGUUCUACUUCUACCCGGAGUCGGAGUAUCACUUUAAUGAAUUUUGGAACGCGUGCAGAAUCACGGGCUUUUGUCUCUCCUUCAUCAACUCUUGUAUCAAUCCAAUCACACUCUACUGCGUCUCGGGAACGUUCAGAAAGCAAUUCAACGAACAUCUUUUUUGUUGCGUGUGCGAGGCAGACGGUCGUUCUCGACCUGCCCGACGCCGUGCGGCUGGAUUUGGUUGCGGUUGUGUCUCUCUUUCCAGUGCUGGACCCAUGCUGCUUGGUGCUGGAGGGGAUUACCGUCUCAGAAAUGGAUACGUGUCUGGUCGCGGGCUAUGUCGCGGAUCCACAACCAACUCCAUGAUUAACGGGACAAUCAAGAGAAAGUCGACAUGGGACACGCAGUCAACAACGUACGGCUACAACAUGAACAACAUGACCAACAAUGCCCCCCAUGGACGGGACACUCCCACCACGACCAACACCUCCCCAGACGCCACCCUCCCACACAACCAUUCAACAACUCUCAACAUUACCACGAAUCCAACCUCGUCCUCGGCCAACGUCUCAUUUCCGUUGACGCACCACCCCUAUCAGAAAGAUUAUCAGGAGUAUCUCAACAGAAUUAAUGCCCUCGAAAAGGGCGACUCUCCUCCCCGAGUGAGAAAAGUGGACAAUUCUGCCCGUCGCAAUGUCGGCAACGUGACGAAAACCAAGCUGGCAAAAACAAAUUGGAAAUCCGAGGAGGAAAUUAUCCAAGAACAGAAUAAUGAAACUGAGGUGACGAGUUUCAUCAAUUUGAAGAAAACCACAACAAAGAUGAGUGAAGGAGGUUAUUAUCACGGGAGUGACUCCGGUUGUUCGGAAGACUGCAACGUGGACGAGGCCAAUGUCGACUCUCCGCUGAUGAACAGGGCCAAAGUGGAGGGGAAAGGGGAGAAAAUUGCAUUAGGUUAAUUUUCCUCAAAGUCUCAAUGUUGUUUUAAGUAUUCAAUGGGUAGACAAUUAAUUGCUUUGUAACGUCAACGUGGAGAAAAUUAUAUUACGAGAUCAAGAGCAGACGGCAUAAUAAUUCAAAGGUUCGAAGGUCGCAGUUAUGCGUAUCUGAGGAACGAAUGGGGAUGAUGACGUUGUGAAAAUGAGAUGCCAGUCAAAUCGGAAAUUGGCCAUUUAUUUGGCAUUCUGCUCCCUGUCAAGUAUGUAACUAAUCUGUAGUGGCCGCGGAAGGGUGGGGACGGGAGGGACAAUGUCCCCACGGGUAUUCGAUUUCCCCAUCAUCUGCCUAUGUGACAGAAACCACGCCCUCCCCUAUCCUACAAUGUUAAUAUCCCCCGAUGUCCCCACGGCUUCCGCGGCCAGUGGUUACUGCACGUUUAAAUGCUGGAAUUUAGGCUUUUUCUAGUCAGGUGGAGAUUAUAUAUAUGUGUGUCCUGGAUAUUCAUAAUUUUGAUAAAUGUACUCAAAGUCAAAACUAUUAAAUGUAUACGCAAGAGAGUUAUUUAAUUGAGAUUAAUAAUUUACUCAUUGUGGUUAAUUUGGACACGUGGAGAGUGUAACUGUAAUAGCGUAAUUAAUUGUACGUAUGUAUGUCCUUGUCACCUUCAGCUUUUGAUGUGCACCACAACAAUUAUGGAAAUUUCGUCAUGAAAAUUUCACAGUGAAAUGAUGAUGAUCUUUCUAUCUAUUAAAUACUCUACUUUUGAUGAUAAGUACUUAUCUACAAAAAAAUAAAUGUAUUUGUUUAACUUUAUGUGCUCGUAAUUCUCGUACCUGUUCCCUGCCUGAAAAAAUACACUUACAAAAAAACCAUAUAAAUUCCAAAUAGCUAUCUAUCAAAUGAAUGUCAAAUGUUAUCACUAAAAAAAUAUUAUCUUGUACAUACAUAAGCCAUCAUAAAUAUUACAAAAUUGUGUAUAAUUAUUGUGAUCGUGGUCAUAUUUUUGUGUUUAUUUACA